This is a messenger RNA of Syzygium oleosum, 4369 nucleotides long. RefSeq lists its product as uncharacterized. The record is from RefSeq and is a predicted model, not a curated record. Gene Ontology annotation, cellular component: cytoplasm. The transcript has 9 exons. NCBI's taxonomy places the organism in Eukaryota, Viridiplantae, Streptophyta, Magnoliopsida, Myrtales, Myrtaceae. Gene Ontology annotation, biological process: protein phosphorylation; signal transduction. Gene Ontology annotation, molecular function: protein kinase activity; ATP binding; protein binding. The coding region runs from base 351 to 4082 and encodes 1243 amino acids.
UUUGUCGGGAACUGAACUGGUGUCGUCGGGCGGAGAUAGCUGGGAAACGAGGGGGAAGGGGGAGGACGUUCAAUUCUCUGGUUUGUCUGUCCGACAAAAUUUGAAAUUCAAUCCGCAGCGGAAGGAUGGAGAGAUGACGUGACCGCAGCAAGCAACGCCAUCUUCGUCGCUGAUGAAGCCACAUGAGUUUUAGAGUUUUAAGAAAGGGUUGGAGUCUUUGAGCUUUCACGCGCCUCCUCCUCUGCCAGUUACAGAAAUGUCCGGCUAACUCAGCCCCCUCUUGAGCCUGGAUCGGCGCACCGCUCUCCAGGUUGUUUUGGCUGGAUUCGGAAUUUGCUCUUUAGGAUACGAUGGAGAAAGUAGUAAAUGAUGGUCUCAUGGAGCAACCAAUAACAUAUGGGCCGUUCUAUCAUGACACAGGGCAGCCUGGCCUGGAAAACAUUCAUCCUGCAUCUCAGUCAUUUCCGCUGGGAGUUGCAAGCACUCAUGUAGGACCGCUUGAGAUAAGUGCUUCAGCAGCUAAACCUGUUCUCAAUUAUUCCAUACAGACAGGUGAGGAGUUCGCGCUUGAAUUUAUGCGUGAUCGAGUAAAUACCCGGAAACCUUUUGUUGAAAAUGCAGUCGGUGAUUCCAAUUCAACGCGUUACUUGGAACUAAAGGGCAUUUUAGGCAUCAGCCACACAGGUUCAGAAAGUGGAUCAGACAUUUCAAUGACUAACAUCACCGAGAAAGCUCCUAGAGAGCUCGAGAGGAACUCCUAUCUUCAUGAGGGUUCAAGUAUUUAUCCCUCAAUUAGAUCAGUUCCUCGAACAUCAACCUGUGCAAGUUCACAGCAGUUCAUCCCAGGGAGCACCUCUUCAGGUGCCUCUGAUAGCUCAUCGAUGAGUAUGAAGGUCCUCUGCAGCUUUGGCGGUAAAAUUCUGCCUCGUCCAAGUGAUGGAAAGCUCAGGUAUGUUGGAGGGGAUACACGAAUCGUACGCAUAGGGAAGGACAUUUCUUGGCAGGAGCUUGUGGAAAAAAUGCUGACAAUUUAUGGCCAAGCUCAUGUUAUAAAGUAUCAGCUCCCUGGAGAAGACCUGGAUGCCUUGGUCUCUGUAUCUUCUGACGAAGAUCUGCAGAACAUGAUGGAGGAGUGUAAGGAGCUAGAUUUUAGAGAGGGCUCACAUAAGCUUAGGAUUUUCCUUUUUUCCAUGAGUGAUUUGGAAGAUGUUGACUUGGGUAUCGGGAGUACAAAUGGUGAGUCUGAGAUGCAGUUUGUAGUUGCUGUGAAUGGAAUGGAUAUUGGGUUGAGAAAAAGCUCAAUGCUUCAUGGUUUUGCUAGCUCGUCAACAAAUAAUUUAGAUGAUUUAGAUGGACAGAAUAUCGGUACAGAGGUUAAUGCAGCUGGAGUCGGUGUUUCUCCUUUGGCUGGAAUCGUUGUCUCACCAUCACAAAUUCUGUCUUCAGCGGUUCUAAGUGAUUCCUCCUAUGCCGGUCAAACUGUUCCCCAGUUCUACAACGGCCAGGUAUUGCAAAAUGGAGAUACAAAGCAAUACUACUUGCCCUAUGGGCGUGACCAGUCAACUUGCUCUCUUUUAGGAGAAACGCUCACUACAAUGCCAUUUCACGUUCUUAUGAAUCAGCAGGGAGGUUUGAUGGAAAUGCAUCUGCAGGAUAGUUUGCUUAAGGUGAACUCUGAGUCAUCAUUAAGGGAGGAGAAACCAAAAAGUGAAAACUUUGUCCAGCAAGAGAGUGACCCUGACGGCACAUCUACCUUGAAGAAAGAUCGUUCUGUUGUUUCACAGUCAUAUGAGAUUGAUGAGAUGGGAUACUCACAGAUUAACAGAUUAUCGGCAUUAAAAGGUGCGACUGAGAAGGACACACCCUAUUUUCCUUCAAACAAUGUGGGGAAAAAUAAGGAUCCUGAAAUGGUUCCCGUGUCUGUUGAUGCUGUUCUAACUUCAGUGCAGGUUCCCAAUGUCAGUAACUAUGACAACUGUUCCACAGCAAGAACUGUUAUUGCUCCAGAUGAAGGUAACUCUGAGUCCAUUCCGAAUGGUUUGAGUUAUGUUGAGCCACCUGUUCUUCCUCAGAGGGUUUAUCGCUCUGAGAGGAUUCCUCGUGAACAAGCAGAGUUACUUAGUCGGUUAUCUAAGUCAGAUGAUUCACUUGGUUCUCAGUUUAUGGUAUCUCAUUCAGGUUUGGACCUUGCACAGCCUGGUCCAAGUGCAGAAGUCAAUGGUAAUUUGCAGAGAAAACAAAUGACUCCCCGUGUUGAAAUAGAACAGCCCGUUUCUGGUGAAAAUCCUCCAUGUCGAGAACCUCAGACGAUUGAUGAUGGACUUGCACAACUUGAGUUGUAUAGAGAAUUUGCAAAUGGUAUAUCUCAAAUAACUUCAAGAGCCACAGAGUAUGGGCUGGACAGUGAACUUAAGUUGCCAGAGGCGUCCUUUGGUGAUGAUAAAGGUGUUACGAAAGAGAUUAGCACUCUCAACAUUAAUCACGCAAAGAAUGCUCCUUUAGUUGAUCACAAGAAAUUCCCGGUUGUUGAGACUGUUGAAGCUGGAUCUGAAGUUACUUACACUAGAUAUAAUGACGAUGGCAUAUCUGUUCUUCCCGAGCAUAAGGUGAAACCAAAGGAAGGAGACAUUCUCAUUGACAUUGAUGAGCGGUUUCCUCGUGAUGUGCUUUCCGACAUUUUUGCCCAAGCAAUAUUUUCCGAAAAUUCAUUUGAUUACACUCAGCUGCAUAAAGAUGGGGCUGGUGUGAGCUUGAACAUGGAAAACCAUGAACCUAAGCAUUGGUCAUACUUCCAGAUGUUGGCACACGAAGAAUAUAAGAGAAAUGAUAUUUCUCUUAUAGACCAGGAUCAUCCUGUUUUCCCUUAUGAGGUUGGAAAAGCUCGACAGGGUGAUGAUAGAUCUCAUCACUUGACACAGAUAAGAUCAGAUGAAGAUCCUAAGGUCAAUGUUAAUUCCCCUGUCAUUUGUGCUCAGAAUGGCCCUGAAGAAUUGCCUGAAGUAUCUGGUACUACCGACACAUCUGCUUUGCACAUGGAAUUUGGUCAUUCCCAACUCAAGAAUGGUGAAGGGUUGCGAUUUGAUUCUGUUGCAGAGAACUUGAGGACACCUGAGUCAGAAUAUGAGGGUCAAAUAGAGUUAAGAAGUACGGGUCUGCCACCUCUGGAUCCUUCUUCUUUGGGAGGUGUUGAUAUCAGCACUUUGCAGGUAAUAAAGAACGAAGAUCUUGAAGAACUCAGAGAACUGGGUUCUGGUACAUUUGGAACUGUUUAUCAUGGGAAAUGGAGAGGGUCAGAUGUUGCUAUCAAACGGAUAAAGAAAAUUUGCUUCACAGGUCGAUCAUCGGAGCAGGAAAGAUUAACAACUGAGUUUUGGCGGGAAGCUGACAUUCUAUCAAAGCUUCACCAUCCAAAUGUUGUGGCAUUUUAUGGUGUUGUGCAAGAUGGACCUGGAGGAACCUUAGCCACUGUGGCAGAAUUUAUGGUUGAUGGUUCUCUAAGGCAUGUUCUACUCCGCAAGGAUAAGCAUCUUGACCGUCGAAAGCGCCUCAUAAUUGCAAUGGAUGCGGCAUUUGGGAUGGAAUACUUGCACUCAAAGAAUAUUGUGCAUUUUGAUCUGAAAUGUGACAAUUUGCUGGUGAAUUUGAAAGAUCCGUCACGUCCCAUUUGCAAGGUUGGUGAUUUUGGCCUGUCAAAAAUCAAGCGAAAUACCUUGGUUUCUGGUGGAGUAAGGGGAACUUUACCAUGGAUGGCCCCUGAGUUGCUAAAUGGCAGCAGCAAUAAAGUCUCUGAAAAGGUGGACGUGUUCUCCUUCGGUAUUGUUUUGUGGGAGAUUCUCACCGGGGAGGAACCGUAUGCAAAUAUGCAUUAUGGUGCAAUUAUAGGAGGCAUAGUAAGUAACACGUUGAGACCGCCCAUACCAAGCUUCUGUGAUCAGGAAUGGCGGAGGCUAAUGGAACAGUGUUGGGCACCCAAUCCGACUGCUAGGCCAUCCUUUACAGAAAUUGCUGCCCGUUUACGUGUCCUGUCAGCAGCAGCAGCAGCAAGCCACGGGAGAGCCCAUGGUCAGAAAGCAUCCAAAUGAUGCCAAUCAUUGAUGGUGGAACAGUAUUUUUUUGCACUCAUCUGUUCUUGUCAUGAUUCAUCGAAACAGACAAUUCAUUUAUUCAAAUUCAAUUGCACGUUCUUGGAGAAGAUAGCUUGUAUAAUGGGGGAAUUAGCUGCUCCAUAUGUUUGGAGUGGGCGGGACCUUGUUGAAACUGUCAGACAGAUCAACAUUGACCUUGUACAUCGUGGUUUCUUUCAUGGUAUAUGCUGCUUUUGUGAAUCUGUCUCUGAAAUAUGCACGCUGAUUCAUAAUUCGUGGUAGUA